GAAGACCAAACCUCUCCGCUCUGUAUACGUUGACCUCGAAAGAGACGCACAUUCUGCGCAACCUUGAACCCAGAAGGCUUUCCUCACCCACAAGGCUUACUCAUCUACCAGCGCCCGACCAUGUCUACAGAAAUGGAAGUUGACGCCGUACCGCCAGCCUCAGACGACAGCAAGAACGGCACAUCCUCGCCCACCGACAGCAAGAAGCCCAAUGCCGGCACCGAGGCCCGCACUGCCGAGAACGCCGUCGCCGUCCGCAGUAUCGAAGGCUGGAUCGUGAUCGCGACAAACAUCCACGAAGAGGCCACGGAGGAGGACAUUACGGACCUGUUCGCCGAAUAUGGAGACAUCAAGAAUCUGCACCUCAACCUGGAUCGGAGGACGGGUUAUGUCAAGGGCUAUGUCCUGAUCGAAUACCCUACGCAAGUCGAAGCCGCCGCAGCGAUCAAGGCAUUGAACGGAGCCAAGCUCCUCGACCAGACCAUAUCAGUCGACUACGCGUUCGUGCGACCGCCUCCGAAGGACAACAAGGCCCGUGCUGGAGCCGGAAAGGCGAAUGAGCGUCGUGCCGGCCGUGAUGCGCGAAGUCGCAGCCGGAGCAAGUCGAGGAGCAGGACUCGAAGCGCGGACCGAAGACGAGGAGGAGAUCGCGACGACAAGAUGGACAGAGAUUGAAAGCGUAUCACGUCGAGAAUGGAUCGUGGAGCAGUCGGGUGUUGUGGAGUCCCCUGACAGUGGCCCGUCUUUGCACAGGGUACGCUGGCCAUCCCAGCUGGCGACGCAUAUGUCAUGCGCUAUUCGAAGAACGCUCUGCUUGCGAAACGCAUGAUCACAACAGUGAAAGCCGAGCCCAAACCUCUGAGAGGCAUCAAGUCUGCCUCAUGAUCGGGAUUGAUCGAAUGCCGAUAAGCAUCGGCUAUAUAGCAAGACAUGAACAUGUUCCCAAAACUGUUGCAAAUAUAAUUAUGGGAUUGACUGAUGCAGGCCAUUUGACUAGAUUCACAUCGCCGAAGUUGACUGCCCCGGAGAAACCUUGAGAGCCCGAUCAUGCAUUUGCCAGGAUUCACGACUCUAUCCUAAGCAUGCUGGCGCAUUUCUGGACACCCUCAGUCGAUGGCGAAGAAUUCGAAUGGCACACACAUACAGCAGGAGACAAACGGUGUCAGCGAACCCCUUGAUUCAUUCGCACGAGAACCAAUGACUUCCUUUGAAUACGAGCAUCAGACGCCUCCUCAUGGGCUCCAUGUCCAAGGUAUAAAAGACGCGUUCCACCAACAUCGCUCAACCUUGCUUCAAUGGGCUGCGUCAGCCUAGACUUACAACAACCACAACCCAAUCUCACAAGUCUAGCCCCUCGAGCAGCAUUGGUCAAUGCCACGCGCGAUACAAGAUCGACUUCCAAACCAAUGAUCUGUCGUUCCCUCGAUAGCACACUCGGGCCUUUGUGAAUGUCUAGGCUUCAUCGGCUGCUGCCGGCUCAAUUGUUCGCACGAUUUCCAGAUCCGUCACACCAUGCAUGCCUCUGGCUUCGAAUGGACAAUUGGGUCUUCCGCAAGCCGACGAGUGCGAUACGUUGGGACAAUGAUGACUUCCAAAACAAUCAUGACGUCGGCAAUUUGGACCGAUGCUGCAAGGAAUUUUACGUGCCUUGAUUCUCAAGGCAAGGUACACGCCGUCAACGAUUGACUCAUGAUCAUAGGUACAGCGUGGUUUGUUGCAAUUUGAACGCAGAUGAUGCUCGUUACACAGUUUACGAUUGCGCGAACGAAUAUCGAACCGUUCCUGGUCCUCCAGAGAGGGCUUCGGGAGUUUCAAAUCGAUGCGUUGAUCGAGCCUGUUGAGCGCUAUUGGUGAACAAACGGGACGUCGCUCAGGAUGAGGCUCUGGCAUGCUCGGAAUUUUCUUUGUGAAUGCGGGAGCAACGGAGCUGCUUGCUCUCGAGGCCGCUCGUGGCUCUGGUAUGGCUUGUGGUGAAGUUUGUUGAAAUCGUUGGGAGGCCUCUUGCUCUACCAUAUCGUCCCACGAGCCUUGAAAUUGCCUCGGGGCCCGUCCUUGCGGACGUGAAAACGUUUUUGAU
Exophiala xenobiotica is the source of this 2077-nucleotide messenger RNA. RefSeq lists its product as uncharacterized. Gene Ontology annotation, cellular component: exon-exon junction complex; nucleus; cytoplasm. Gene Ontology annotation, molecular function: mRNA binding. Bases 121 to 675 code for a protein of 184 amino acids. Lineage: Eukaryota; Fungi; Ascomycota; Eurotiomycetes; Chaetothyriales; Herpotrichiellaceae. The transcript is spliced from 3 exons. The record is from RefSeq and is a predicted model, not a curated record. Gene Ontology annotation, biological process: RNA splicing.